AUCUGCUCCCUUCCCUUCAUUAUCUGCCUUUGCCUUCCCAUCCACCCAUGAAAAUGGCGAUGCAUAUGAACAAGAGCCCCUCUUUAUCCUUCUCUGUUGUUCGUUUCAUCAGAUUUUGAUCCCUUUUGCUUUGCCGGAGGAUUAGGUUCGAAUUCAGUUGGACAGGUGCUUGACAAUACUGCUGUGUUCUUUUAUAAAAAAGUUUGUAACCCUCAAACUGGUGUAUCGGCUUCCAGCAGAAAAUUGUUUGGACAAAUUAGAGGACCUGUGUGAUUGUUGAAGGAAGAAUUGGUCCUGGCAGGUGUGGAGAUGGAAACUUUACCCAAUUCAAUGAGUGAUUGUGAAAACGCUUCAGAAGUUUCCGUUCUCGGGCUGAAAACAGAUCGGUCUUUACAGGCAUUCGAAAAUCCCAGUAAUUUUCUCAACGACGGGGCCUGCUUUGUUAAUGCUAAAGGCGUCUUAUGCCAAGGUUUCUCAAUUCGUGAUUAUGUGGGGAAAGUCAGGAGUUUAAACAUCAGGAAAUGUUGGCCUUUCUCUGAGAGUUUGCUGGAAAGAUGUUUAAGGGAAGGUGGAGACUGCGUGCUUCCACCUCUAAAGAGCCCUCAUCACAGAUGGUGGGCAUGCGAACAUUGUGGUUGGGAGGUGGAACACAAGCCCUUUGGGAACUCUUCUCACAGAAUGGAGGAUCAUCUUGGUCAGCCGGAAAGUUAUAUCAGAAAGAUCGACCGAUUUGGAAACCGGAAAAUAAACAUUUCUUUAGGUCCAAUUUCAGAUGGGGAUUUCAACAAUUCUGAGGAUCUGGAAGAACAAAUCUUAAAAUUGAGCUCUGUUCAGAUUUCCGGACGGGACGACAAUACUGCUGAAGAGAAAGGGUGUAUAAGGAGAACGCAAACUAAAGGUGGGAAAAGUAAUGUGUACUGUUGUCGGCAGAGUUCAUUAGGACCGCCAGUUUUCAAAACCGCUUCCUCGAAGAUUGGAACCCUCGAUCGCAUUUCCCACCGCGCUGGCAAGGGGAAGCUUGCCCAAGCGCACAAAAUUGAGCAACCUGAUAAUGUUCCGGCAAUUCAAAACCAGAACGGAAAACCGGGUAUUGUUUUUCGUAAAGAUUCCGUCAGCCAAAGCCCGGGACGGAGUACUACUUUUGAUUUGAACGAAAGGGAAUACCGGACAUAUAAGGAUGUAGGUGUCCGUGCGGAAACAGAAAAGGCUACAGAAAUAGCACAUGAGCAGGUACCAGCGGGUCGCGUUCCAGACCAACAAAUGGAGAGAAGCAAUAUUGAAAAUCUGAAUUCCCAAUCGGGUAAAUCUGAGCUGGUUAGAAAUGACAUUUGUAAUAUUGCAAAUGAUGAAGUUUCUGCAGUCAAAGUUUGCCCGGUUUGCAAAGUAUUUACCUCAACAACCAUAACAGCUGUGAAUGCCCACAUUGAUGAUUGCCUUGACCAGGCAUCUAAAGCAGAGAAGAAACAAGGUAAAAUGCAGAAACAUAAAUCAAGAAGACAAAAGAAGAGAUCAAUUGUUGAUAUUUGUGCUGUUGCUCCACCAGCUGACAGCCAUUUGGAUCACCCAGAAAAGUUGGGGAUGAAUGAAUCAGAAGGUUCAGCAGCUCCUAGUUGUAAGCUCAACGAAACUAUUCCACUGAGACAGACAAGUUUAGAAAAUGCAGUUCGUGAUGACUUGCCAACUUUCAAUUGCAAGCGCAAGAGGGCAAAUCAAGGAAAUUCACCAAUUAAACAUGGGAAAUCUGGAAAUGGAAAAGCUGAGUCAUUGAAGAUAAAAAGAAAACGCCAGCAUGUUGGAACAUUAUCCAGUAUUUUGGACGGAGUUAAGGAGCUUAAAAUGCCAUUACUGACAACAAAAUCCACAAAAGCAAAUCAUGGUGUAGAACGUCAUCUAAAGCCCUUAAGCAUAAAAGAAGAUUCAAGAGAUUCCAAUACUGAGCAACCAGUAAGCAUGGAAAUCAAUACAAUGGAAAUUUGCAACUUACCUGACAAUCAGCAUCAACAGUCUGAUAAUCUUAUGGACCAUGCUCAAUCUGCAAGUAUGUUACCCAAAGAGAACAGGGACAAGGAAGACAUCACUUCUAAUUAUAACGCACAAAGAGAAGAAAGUGACAUUCUUUUUGGAGAUGAGAAUACUGAAGGGCCCCCUUCAAUAGUCAGAAUAGCAAACGCUACUACUGAUGUUUCCCAUUCUUAUGUGACCAGUGACACUGUCGCUGUAAGCAAUGAUAUAUCUCACUCUAACAAUGAGAAUUCCAAACUUCUGCAUGAAAAUGAAUGCAGCCAUGACAAGGUAUACAGCGCUGAUGAUUCCAUAUUGCAGGCAAGAGAAACAUUCAAAUCUGAAGAUCCUAAUUUGCUCGACUUGUCUGGAAAGAAUCCUGUGUAUGGAAAGGUUACAUCUCUAAAUCCUGAAAAAGCAGGGGAAGUUGAACAAUCAAAUGGAACCUAUGGAAAAUCAGAAUGCACUGCCAUGAAUUGCAUCAAUGAGGACCAUCCUCUAACAGAGGAAAACAUUUCUGAUCAACAUGCUGAACCUGUUAACUCUGGGUAUAGAUUUGUUGCUCAAACAGAAGGAAAAAAUACCGCACAAGAUAAUGCCAAACAUAAUCUGGGUGAUACCAGCAAUAAUUCGUUCAAAAAGUGUUUUGACAGGGAAAAAGAAAACCCUGAGGCAGUGGAAUCUCUGCAAAAUGAAAGAAACAUGUGGGAAACCAGAAAGUCAACAGAGAGGCCUCACCUUAGAAAUGCUCGAUUGGAUCUCAACAAGAAGGUCUGUGUUAUUCCAAGAGACUCUAAAGGACGUUUCCUUAGCUCUGACAUUAUUAAUGGGUGUAAAGAUGGUGAUAGACGUUUUCAUCAAUGGAAACAAACACCUAGUCGUAUAUCCUCACAGCCACCCAAAAGUUCACUAAAUACAUCUGAAAAUGCAAUGGAAUUUGUAAAUUUUGGUCUCACUGGAAAUCGCACUGUUCAUGGUUACAUAGGUUUGCCCCUGGAUUCCCAAGGGGAACACAUUAACUACAACCCCAAUAUCAGACCAGGAUUUAGUGAAGUAUGCAGGAUUCCAAAUUAUACAGUUGCUAAUCAGCCAUCAGUCUCACAAGGUACCAAAACACCUCGAGAAUUCAAUUUUGUUGAAAGCAUUACAAAGUGUUGUGAUGUUACUUCACUUAUCCAGCCCCUUGAAAGAUGUCGUUCUAAAUGCCUAUCACAGCAGAACUAUUGCAAUCAGUGUCAACAGGCUGACCAUCAGCUAAAGGACUCGAUAUCUAGAAGUAAUCAGUCAAAUCCUGAUAAGACAGUCUCAGAGAAUUUUUCUCUGCUUGAUCAAAUCCAGAGUGACAAAAUGCACUGUGGAAGCUCAUGUGUUAGAAUUUCAACUUCAUCAACUGGGAUGCCAGAUAUCGCAAUGCCAUCUAUGCAAGCAUCUCUUCAGUCCAAAUACAAUGCAGAUCCGAGUCAAAAAGAUGUGUUGGAGAAAACUUGUAAUGCAGUGGAUAUCACAAAAUGGAAACAAUCUACAUCCCAACCAAUCAUGAGGCUGAUGGGACAGAGUUUUACAAUUGGGGGUGAGAAUGAGGGCAGAAAUUCCCUAAAUCACCCUCAGCAGUGCAAUAUUCAAGAUACUAUAAGCACCACGGGAGCCGCAAAGUGUAUGUCAUCUACUAUGCAGAGGACGGCAGCUUAUAUAGAUCAGUGUAUAGUAUGCAGUAAAGGUCAAUUUGAUUCUCAAUGUCCUAGGGGUAAUGCUUUGUGUGAAUGCUGUAGAGAUAAAGAAAGUAUAUCAAAAAGUGUUCGAAAUAAAUUCAAAGAAGCAUAUCGUCAGGAAUUGAAUCAUACAGAAAGUAUUCCGAGUCAUGAGGAUAGCAUAUUGAGUAAUAAUAGUCCUAAACUGGUAGAAAAGAGGCCCACCACAGAUUAUGUUCGUGGACAUUCUUUAAAGGAUCAAACUUAUUCUGGUCAAGAAUGGAUAUCCAGUUCUUCACUCUCAGCUCCAAUUGGGAAUAUGUCCAAUUCCCCAGUCAGGCACUUCUGCGGCAACACAUGCCUCAAUGAGGAACACAAAAUGAAAUGUAAAGAUCCUCAUGUAAGUAAGGAAGGCUCUCCCCUACAAAAACAAACUUACAGCCAACUUCUGAACUCAUAUUUAGAAAAAUCUGCAUUCCAGAAACAAAUGUGUAAUGGCUGGACGUACACCAGUAACCCUUGUUUCUCUCCAGUCCAUUCAAGUCCAAACCAACCAUUGGCCUGCCCCACUUACAGCUUGGGGUCCUCAUCUGGCCCUCUACAUUUUUUUACAUAUUCCAUUGCUCCUUCAACUUCUUUCCUAACUGAAAAGCAAUCUCACUGGCAAAAUCCUUCAAUUGCAGAUUCUCCAACCUUGGCAAUGCCAGGGAAUUUUACCCACUCAGUGAAUUUAGCUAAAACUAAAAAUGAAAAGCUGAUACCAAAAUUACCCAAGUAUAUGACCAAAAAUAACUGUGAGACUAGGCGUGAGAAUAUGAGAGUAACAAAUGCUUCUGAUGUUGACACAAAGUGCAGAGAUGAUUCAAGGACAAGAAAGUAUGAUAAAGAGACAGAGGGAUUACUUGGGCAAAGGUUUUCUGGAAAGCAUGAAGAUUGUGUAGCAGAGCCAAUGCGGAAAUCUGAUCAAUUCUCAACAACACACAAUCCAAAGAAACGAAAGGAAGUAAUUCAUCAAGAAAUUGGUUCUACCAAUAUAGCUGUUAAACAUCUCAAGAAAAGCGAAAGAACAGAAAAUAACAAGCUGGGUGUCAGGCAUGUUGAAAUAUGCAAAACAAAUAACAGCUGGGGUGAAUUUUCAAGGGAUGCAGGAAUCUCUUCCCACAAGAAGGUAGAGAAUGAUUCUAUUUCGAAUGCUCCUCCUCAGUCUGGGCUCUCUCAAAAAUGUCUGGAAAGGAAAAGUGGAUUAUACAUCGAACCUAUGAAUAAGCGUUUGGAAACAGAAAUCAUGACAUCAACAAUUGGAUUGCAUUGCUCAAAUGCAGGGUGCUUCCCCAAAUUGGCAGAACCAGUGAAAUUAAGCCAGGGUGCAAAGCAGCUAUUGAAGCCGCCUUGUCAUAAAGAGCAUAGAUAGCAAUCCUUGCCUAUAUUACCAUUUGCUGAAACAAGUUCAGAGGAAAAGGAUAAGAUUUGUUAGCUGUGACUGCAAACAAAUAUAGAUAAAGAACUGAAGUGAUAAAUUUAAUGACGUAGUCAAGCACAAGGAAUUCUCUCUGACAGCAGCUGUAAUAGUCUGGAUAAGGUAUAUCAGCCUAACAAACACACUUAACAGAAAUAAAUUUUACUGAGAAACGGAAUGGUAUGUUGAAUGGCAGAUACGGUAGUGUAAUUGAUUUUCCAGUGAUUUUUUUGUGUUGACGUCAAAUACUUUUUGCAAGUUUGAAAAGCUAAUGUUUGAUGAUCUAAUGUAAUUUUAGAACUGUACACAUGAGCUGCAAUGGAUGAACACUAAUUUUAUCUUGCACGAGAUA
Messenger RNA from Cryptomeria japonica (Japanese cedar), 5497 nucleotides. RefSeq lists its product as uncharacterized. Bases 310 to 5100 code for a protein of 1596 amino acids. The transcript has 4 exons. Lineage: Eukaryota; Viridiplantae; Streptophyta; Pinopsida; Cupressales; Cupressaceae. The record is from RefSeq and is a predicted model, not a curated record.